Molecule: messenger RNA, 2876 nt
Organism: Amphimedon queenslandica
Lineage: Eukaryota; Metazoa; Porifera; Demospongiae; Haplosclerida; Niphatidae
Product: pre-mRNA cleavage complex 2 protein Pcf11-like
Exons: 13
Coding region: 102-2795 (897 amino acids)
Biological process (GO): termination of RNA polymerase II transcription; mRNA 3'-end processing
Cellular component (GO): cytoplasm; mRNA cleavage factor complex
Molecular function (GO): RNA polymerase II complex binding; mRNA binding
Source: RefSeq, a predicted model, not a curated record
GAUUAUCACGUGAGACUCUUCACUCUUGUCUCUCCAUAUUUUCCUGCCUCUUUCUCUAUCUCUCCUUUUCUCUCUCUUUCUCUCCCCUCUCUCUCCUCAUCAUGGCUGACCUGGAGUCCCAGUCUACUGUACUAGAGGACUACGAGUCCGUCUUAGAAGAGCUCACCUUCAACUCAAAGCCGAUCAUCAACAUGCUGACCAUGAAGGCAGACAAAUAUCGAAUCUACGCCCCUGCCAUAGUCGAGCUGGUCAAGACCCGGUUCUUCAAGGUGCGGCAAGAGUGCAAGAUACCAACCCUCUAUCUCAUGGACUCCAUGAUCAAGAACCUGGGAGGGGAAUUCCUAGAGGAACUCACAAAAGGGAUCGUGGGCGUGUUCUGCCACGCCUUCGAAGCACUGAAUGACCCAAAGAUUCGUAUUGCUUUGUAUAAACUGAGGCAGACAUGGCUCCCGUACAUACCUGUCAGGAAACUGGCAGCUAUAGAUGAGCAUAUUCACGCUAUCGAUCCAAACUGGCCAAUCACUGCUCAGGAGCCCUCCAGUCCAACUAUAUUCUUGAAUCCAAAGUUUCUUGAACCUAAGGAGGACUCUGCUAAGAGAAAUUCGGGGAAAUCGUCAACUGAAAGAAGAUCAUCUCCACUUCCCAAAAAGUCGAUAUUAAAACCAUCAUUACCAGCAGCGUCAUCUAAGCCUUCAAGCAACUCACUGGCUCCUCCAACCAUUGAGAACAAAGGCAGAAGAAGCCCCCAGAACACUCUCGUCGAUAAACAAGCAUCAAAAAGUCCCUCACCAAUGCCUUCCUCGUCUAUGAAACACAGCAAGCCUACAAAAAGUCCAAGCAAAGACUCAGGAGCCAACGAUUAUCGUAUUCCAAAGAAAAAGAAAGUACAGUUUCAAUCGCCGCCGACCUCCUCUUCCUCUUCCUCUCUCUCUUCUACUUCUUCCUUGAAACCUGUCGAUUCGUUUGCUUCCUCUCUCUCCCAACCAGCUCCUUCUCAAGAAGUCUCUUUGGCUAUGAAGGACAAACGUAAGAAGCUCCUUGCUCAACAAAGACAAAUCAAAACAAACAAGCAGCUCUCGAUGGGGAUACUCCCACCAUUACAGGACGACGUCUCUCUCGAUCGCGUCAUACAGAAACACAAGCGAAGCUCAAGUCCAAGUCCCGAGAAGAGACCGUCUGAGUCUGUGGUUAAACGCCCACGCAGUGCCAGUCCCACUGUUACUGUGGAUACAAGAGGUGAUGAGGUUCCCGUGGAAAGUGAUUCCAGUGCAGGCAUUGCCGGUAGGAAGCAUAGAAAUGAGGAUACUAGCAUUGAGUUUGAUGCUAAUAAGCGAAUCAAGACAGAGCCUAUUGAAGACCUUGUUCUAGUUACUGACAAUAAUCCAAUGAAAAGAAUAGGAGGAGGAGGAGGAGGAAUGGAUAAUGACAGGACUACAGAUAUCAAUGAUCUUCUACCUGACUUUAUACUCAAGAAACAAGAAUAUAUGUUGGAGCAGGCUAGAAAGAGAUUACAGUCUGACACACUAACAUCAGAGCAACGUGAUCAACUUCUGAGACAGGUUGAUCAACUCCUCGAGUUGCAGGCAACUCAUAAAGAAGAGAGAACUGAUAAGUUUUUGAUUAAUGAUAAAUCUGUGUCACACGGUGAUUCUGUAUCACGCAAUCUUGAUUCUGUAUCAUUUUCGCACACACCCGUUACUAAUUCUGUAUCACAUUUUAAUGAUUCUGUAUCGCACUCACAUGAUUUUGUAUCGCACCCACAUGAUUUUGUACCGCAUCCCCACGAUUCUGCAUCACACUCACGUGAUCUUGUAUCACACCCUCGGCCGUCAGCCGAGAUCCAGCCCCACCGCACGCUCCUUCCCUUCCCCCCACCUGGAGAUUAUAUCCCUCCUCAGAGAGAUUUUCCCCCUCCAAGGGGUCUGGGACGGCCUCCGCCACCGAGGGCGAAUUUCAGGCGACGGGGCGGGAGGGGGUUUAAGCGUGGGAGGCGAGACCGAGCCUUCAGGGAACACUCACCUCCUCUAAUGAGAAGGGGCCCGGGGGGUAUGAGAGAUGAGAGAGGUCCCCCUCCUCCUCAUCAUCUCUCUCGUCAUCCUCUUCCUCAAGAAAGCGAAGGUCCUGCUCUUGUGUCUGAUCUUUAUGAGAAGUUAAGGAGUAGCGGCCUCCUCCUUCCUCCUGAUGGUGAGGCUGGCAGUCACCCUCCGCCUGUUCGUAGAGGACCAGCACUGCCCAUGAUUAGAUUAAAUAUCAGAGAAUUGAAAAUGGACUAUGAGGGUCUACACAUGUUGCUUCAUGAAGGUGAGCCGUGCACUUCGUGUGGUCUGAGAUUCAGAGAAGAUCAAAGGGAAGAGUAUCAGGCUCACCUUGACUGGCACUAUCAGGAGAACAGGCUGGAUAAAGAUGGAAGCAGGGCUACAAUGAGGAACUGGUUCUUACAUCCAGAUGAUUGGAUCACUUUUGAUGGAUCAUCACUUAUCAAUCAGAAUGAGCCAUUAUUAUCAAUGGAACAAGAAAGUAAAGAGGAUUCUGUUGGUAGAGAUGAAAACAAAUCUGCUGGUAUAAGCUGUCAAGUUCUUCCAGGGGAAGAUACUCAAGUGUGUGGUGUAUGUCAUGAGCAGUUGGAGCAGUUCUGGGAGGAAGAUGAAGAGGAGUGGCACUUUAAAGAUGCACUUCGUACAGGAGAUGGAGUAUUGUAUCACAGUUACUGUUACGUUGAUUCAAAAGAGUCCUUAGGAUUAAUGUCUGUUGAUUCGUCUCCAAUCAGUGAGACAGCAAAACCAUUGAACAUAUGAUCCCAUCUCUCUCCCCCCCCUCUCUCUCUCUGUCUCUCAUCUCAUUAUUAUUAUUAUUGUUAUUAUUAUUAUUAUUUAUUA